CAAAAAGAAACUUUGGGGCGCCCGGAGUGCCGAGUGGAGGGGCGUUCGUUUGGCUUUUCGUGCGUGGUCUACAGGAUCAGCCGCUCCAGGAAGAGAGAUGUCGAAGCCGCCACCCAAACCGGUCAAACCAGGGCAAGUUAAAGUAUUCAGAGCUCUUUAUACAUUUGAACCCAGAACUCCAGAUGAAUUGUACUUUGAAGAAGGUGAUAUCAUCUACAUUACUGACAUGAGUGAUACCAAUUGGUGGAAAGGCACUUCCAAAGGCAGGACUGGACUGAUCCCAAGCAACUACGUGGCUGAACAGGCAGAAUCCAUUGACAAUCCAUUGCAUGAAGCUGCAAAAAGAGGCAACUUGAGCUGGUUGAGAGAGUGUUUGGACAACCGAGUCGGUGUUAAUGGCUUAGACAAAGCUGGAAGUACUGCCCUAUACUGGGCUUGUCAUGGGGGCCACAAAGAUAUAGUGGACAUGCUGUUUACUCAGCCAAACAUUGAACUGAACCAGCAGAACAAGUUGGGAGAUACAGCUUUGCAUGCUGCUGCCUGGAAGGGUUAUGCGGAUAUCGUCCAGUUGCUUCUGGCAAAAGGUGCUAGAACAGACUUAAGGAACAAUGAGAAGAAACUGGCCCUGGACAUGGCUACUAAUGCUGCCUGUGCAUCUCUCCUGAAAAAGAAACAGGGAACAGAUGCAGUUCGAACAUUAAGCAAUGCUGAGGACUAUCUUGAUGAUGAAGACUCAGAUUAAUUCCCUUCUGGAGCUUUGAGAUCUGAAACUUCUGUUGCUUUUGCCAUUUCAAAACCUUGUCUUUGCCAGAGGAGUGUUGGUAACUGUAAAAAAAAAAAAAAAAGUCUAUAUGAACAUGGCAGUGUUGUACUGUGAGUAGAACAUGUAAAUGAAUAGUUUUCACCUUCUGUUUGCCAAUAAGUGACUGGAUAUUUUGCUGUAUAAAGUACGUUGUUGUGCAUCAGAAUAGAAUAAGAAGAGAUUAUUUCUAUUUAUCAAGCUUAAAGGAAUUUAAAAAUGUUUUUCCUAUAAAAAAAAAUCAGGUUUUUUUUGUUUUGUUUUGUUUUUUAGUUAAAGUUCUUUACCUCAAGGAUUGAGUUAUUUUGAAUGGAGUUUUCAAGGGAGGGAAUGCUUAUUAUAAUAAUAAACCAAAAGACUUAACAGAAAAUCGUCAGCUAUUCUGACAAAAAUAAACAUUUUAAGAGAA
Messenger RNA from Phacochoerus africanus (Common warthog), 1208 nucleotides. RefSeq names its product osteoclast stimulating factor 1 (gene OSTF1). The transcript is spliced from 10 exons. Lineage: Eukaryota; Metazoa; Chordata; Mammalia; Artiodactyla; Suidae. Gene Ontology annotation, molecular function: protein binding. The coding region runs from base 98 to 742 and encodes 214 amino acids. Gene Ontology annotation, biological process: signal transduction. The record is from RefSeq and is a predicted model, not a curated record.